This is a messenger RNA of Myotis brandtii (Brandt's bat), 4321 nucleotides long. RefSeq names its product trichohyalin (gene TCHH). The transcript is spliced from 4 exons. The coding region runs from base 61 to 3276 and encodes 1071 amino acids. Gene Ontology annotation, molecular function: transition metal ion binding; calcium ion binding. Gene Ontology annotation, biological process: intermediate filament organization. NCBI's taxonomy places the organism in Eukaryota, Metazoa, Chordata, Mammalia, Chiroptera, Vespertilionidae. The record is from RefSeq and is a predicted model, not a curated record.
CGAGCACUCGACUUCUCCCUCUCGUGAAGUGGGUUUACUUGAACUGAAGAAAGGAAAAAAAUGUCUCCACUUCUGAGAAGCAUCUUCGAUAUCACUGAAGUUUUCAAUCAAUAUGCCUCACAUGAUUGUGAUGGGGCAGCACUAUGCAAAAAAGACCUGAAGAACCUCCUUGAAAGGGAAUUUGGAGCUAUUCUUCGGCGACCACAUGAUCCUGAAACGGUAGAUUUGAUCCUGGAACUUCUGGAUCGCGACUGUAACGGGCUGGUAGAUUUCAACGAGUACCUCCUGUUCAUUUUCAAAGUGGCUCAAGCUUGUUACUACGCUCUGGCCGAGGCGUCCGGGCUGGAGGAGGAAGCCCCGUGCGAGGGAAAGGGGGCCCCGUUACUCGAUCGCAGGCAAGAAGACCGAAGGAGGUUUGAUCCCCGGGACAGAGAGUUGGAAGAAGAACGCUGGCAGAAGAGGCAGGAACUAGAGAGGGAGCUCGCUGAGGAAGAGGAGCAGAGGGAGAAGCUAGAGAGGCGAGAGCAGCGGCUGCAAAGGCGAGAGCAGGAAGCGCGCCGCCAGGUGGAAGAGGAGCUGCAGGAGCGCAAGGGGCGGGAGCCCGAGGAGUUUCCCGACCAAGAGCGGAGGCGAGAAAGGCGGGAGCAGCGAGAGCUGGAGCGCGAGCGCCAGCGCCUGGAGGAGAAACUGCGGGAGCUCCAGGAAGAGGAGCAGCUACCCCGGCGGGAACGGCAGGAGCUGAGGGAGCGCCUGGAGGAGGAGAAGGAAGAGGUGGAAGAGCAGCUGCAGAGGCUUAGGCGCGGGCGCCAGGAGCCCUUGGAGCAGGAGCUGAGGCGCGAGCAGGAACCGCGCCUGGAAAAGAAGCUGAGGCGGGAGCAGGAAGAGAGGCGAGAGCAACUGCUGAGGCAAGAGCGGGAGCAGGAGCUGAGGCGAGAGCAGGAACCGCGCCUGGAACAGAAGCUGCGGCGGGAGCAGGAAGAGAGGCGAGAGCAGGAGCUCAGGCGGGAGCAGGAGCCGCUCUUGGAGCAGCUGAGGCGCGAGCAGGAGCUGAGGCUCGAGCAGGAAGAGAGGCGAGAGCAGGAACCGCGCCUGGAAAAGAAGCUGCGGCGGGAGCAAGAAGAGAGGCGAGAGCAGCUGCUGAGGCGCGAGCAGGAACCGCGUUUGGAACAGAAGCUGAGGCGGGAGCAGGAAGAGAGGCGAGAGCAGGAGCUGAGGCUCGAGCAGGAACCGCGCUUGGAAAAGCUGCGGCGGGAGCAAGAAGAGAGGCGAGAGCAGCUGCUGAGGCGCGAGCAGGAACCGCGUUUGGAACAGAAGCUGAGGCGGGAGCAGGAAGAGAGGCGAGAGCAGGAGCUGAGGCUCGAGCAGGAACCGCGCUUGGAAAAGCUGCGGCGGGAGCAAGAAGAGAGGCGAGAGCAGCUGCUGAGGCGCGAGCAGGAACCGCGUUUGGAACAGAAGCUGAGGCGGGAGCAGGAAGAGAGGCGAGAGCAGGAGCUGAGGCUCGAGCAGGAACCGCGCUUGGAAAAGCUGCGGCGGGAGCAAGAAGAGAGGCGAGAGCAGCUGCUGAGGCGCGAGCAGGAACCGCGUUUGGAACAGAAGCUGAGGCGGGAGCAGGAAGAGAGGCGAGAGCAGGAGCUGAGGCUCGAGCAGGAACCGCGCUUGGAAAAGCUGCGGCGGGAGCAAGAAGAGAGGCGAGAGCAGCUGCUGAGGCGCGAGCAGGAACCGCGUUUGGAACAGAAGCUGAGGCGGGAGCAGGAAGAGAGGCGAGAGCAGGAGCUGAGGCUCGAGCAGGAACCGCGCUUGGAAAAGCUGCGGCGGGAGCAAGAAGAGAGGCGAGAGCAGCUGCUGAGGCGCGAGCAGGAACCGCGUUUGGAACAGAAGCUGAGGCGGGAGCAGGAAGAGAGGCGAGAGCAGGAGCUCAGGCGGGAGCAGGAGCCGCUCUUGGAGCAGCUGAGGCGCGAGCAGGAGGAGCGGCGAGAGCAGCAGCUGAGGCGGGAGCAGGAGUUGGCUGAGGAGGAGGCACUGCAAGAAGAGGCCCGUGAGCUGGGCGAGAGCCGUGCCCUGCGGUGGCAGCGGCAGCUGGAAAGCGAGGCCGAAGCCCGACAGAGCAAGGUCUACUCGAGGCCCCGCAGGCCCCGCAGGCAGGGGCCACUGAGGCGCCGCCAAGAGCAGGAGGAAGAGGAGGAGAGGCGGCUGCAGGAGCGCGAGCAGCGGCUGCGGGAGCGGGAGGAGGACUCCCAGCUCCUCCGACAGCAACGCGAGAGGCGGCUGCGCCAGGAGGAGGAGGAUCAGCGCCUACAGGGAUUCGAGAGGAAGCGGGAGCGGCAAUUCCUUGAGCAGGAGGAGCAGCUCCAGGAGGAAGAGCGGCGCCGGGAGGAGCUGCUCCGCGACCAAAAAUGGAGGUGGCAACUAGAAGAGGAAAGCCAGAGGCGCCGCCACACACUGUACUCCAAACCUGCUCUACGUGAGCAGCUGCAGCGCGAGGAGGAGCAGCUGCAGCGGGAGAAAGAGCAGCUGCUGAAGGAGGAAAGAGAGGAGAAAAGACGCCUUCAGGAAGAAGACAGAAAGUUCCGCGAGGAGGAACAGCUCCUCCAGGAACGGGAAGAACAGCAGCUGCGCCGCCAGGAGCGCGACAGAAAGCUCCGCGAGGAGGAACAGCUCCUCAAGGAACGGGAAGAACAGCAGCUGCGCCGCCGGGAGCGCGACAGAAAACUCCGUGAGGAGGAACAGCAGCUGCGCCGCCAGGAGCUCGAGCAAGAGCUUCGCCAAGAGGAACAGCAGCUGCGCCGCCAGGAGCGCGACAGAAAGCUCCGAGCGGAGGAACAGCUCCUCAAGCAACGGGAAGAACAGCAGCUGCGCCGCCGGGAACUCGAACAAGAGCUUCGCCAAGAGCGCGACAGAAAGCUCCGCGAGGAGGAACAGCAGCUGCGCCGCCGGGAAGGCCAGGAACAGCUUCGCCGAGAACGCGACAGAAAGUUCCUUGAAGAUCAACAGCUCCUCCGGGAACAGGAAGAACAGCUACUACGUCGCCAAGAAGAGCAGCAGCUGCGGGAGGAGCAAGAACUGAGGCGCCGGCAGGAGCGGGAGAGGAAAUUCCGGGAAGAAGAGCAGCUCCGCCAGCUGGAAGAGGCGCAGAGGCGCGGCCGAGGCUGGGAGGAAAAAGAUAAGGGCCGGCAGCAGAUUCUGGAGUCUGGCAAGCGUCCGUUUGCAGGUGUCCCGGUGCGCUCCAGCCCUCUCUAUGAGUACAUCCAAGAGCAGAGGUCCCAAUACCGUCCUUAAGAAAUGCCGCCAUAUCCCGACACUUGCCAAAGCUUCAGCAAAGGAAAAUGGGAAACACUGGGUACCAGAUGACUCAAAUGUUUUUGGUUGCGGGAAAACUCUGUUCUGUUAGAAUGUCUUUUUUUCCAAAAUCUUAAACUAUACUCAUUUCAUGUACUUUGUACUUCUACCUUUUCGUCUUCCUCAAGUAAGUCUUUACUGCAGGAUGUCUUUGCUCUUUGGUGCAGAUGUGGUGUGCAUUUUUAAAAACAAGUCAUUUAAUUUGUUUAAGGAGUUUUGUUUGGGGAACAUGUUAAUUUACUGCUUUCAGAAGUAACAAGAAUAAUCAGAUGUGAGAGUCAAAAGAAUCGGGUCUGUUUUUUAAAUGGUUGAUCUAUCUUGUGGAGAAUUUAGAUAUUUUUUAGUGUUCAAGUUGGUAUUUCUUCUUGGGCCUAAAUUACAUUUAUAUUUACCUCCAAAUAACCUUUCAUCUUUUGGGCAUAAUUAGCAUAGAUUGUGAAAGGGGACUGGAUUUUUACUGUAGGGAAACUGACUUCUACAGAAACUGACUUCCAUGUGAAAGUAGUCCAUAAUUGGAAGAAAUCUCUAUUAACAUUUAGCUUUAAAACUUAGAAUUUGAUUUUUUUUUUACACUUGACUCCAUAAACACUUAAAAAUCUCAUAAAGCAAAAGUAAGGUGUUUCUCAAAAACUCCAGAACUCAAAUUUUAAAACUGUUUUUGCUGUAAUCUAUAGUCCUCAGUUCUCUUCCCCCAAUCUUUGAUAAAUUUCAGAAUAUUACUACCUUUAUUAAUUUUACCUGAGAGGAAACCUGCUUAGGAUCCAAUAGACAUCUAUCUUCCUCUAGGGCCAAUAAGAGAUCACAGAGAGCAUUUUGGGGGAGGGGAAGGGAAAAAUUUGUAAACAGAGGGGCAAGUUCCUACAGGCCCUUAAGAAGACCCAUCAGCCCACAAUCCUUUGAAGCCUAUUGAUACUACCUUGGAGACUUCUUGUUGAAAUAAUUGGACUGUAUUAAAAAUUAAUAAUAAAUGUUUAGCAAACAAUUA